This is a messenger RNA of Perognathus longimembris pacificus (Pacific pocket mouse), 2680 nucleotides long. RefSeq names its product cadherin 15 (gene Cdh15). Gene Ontology annotation, cellular component: plasma membrane; adherens junction; catenin complex. Gene Ontology annotation, biological process: homophilic cell-cell adhesion; multicellular organism development; adherens junction organization. The record is from RefSeq and is a predicted model, not a curated record. Gene Ontology annotation, molecular function: calcium ion binding; cadherin binding. NCBI's taxonomy places the organism in Eukaryota, Metazoa, Chordata, Mammalia, Rodentia, Heteromyidae. Bases 56 to 2413 code for a protein of 785 amino acids. The transcript is spliced from 14 exons.
AGCGCGCCGCCCGCGCCGCCGGCCUCCACGCGGCCCCGCUCCCGCCGCCGCCAGGAUGGGCGCCCCUCUGCUCCUUGCCCUCGGGCUGCUCGCCCAGAGCCUCGCGCCGUGCUCAGGGGCCCCCGAGCUGCAGCCCAGCACCCUGUAUCCCUGGCGCCAUGCACCAGCACUGAGCCGCGUGCGGAGAGCCUGGGUCAUCCCACCCAUCAGCGUGUCUGAGAACCACAAGCGCCUUCCCUACCCCUUGGUGCAGAUCAAGUCGGACAAGCAGCAGCCGGGCAGCGUCAUCUACAGCAUCCAGGGGCCCGGGGUGGACGAGGAGCCCCGAGGCCUCUUCUCCAUAGACAAGUUCACUGGGAAGGUGUUCCUCAACGCCAUGCUGGACCGGGAGACGACCGACCACUUCCGGCUGAGGGCCUUUGCCCUGGACCUGGGCGGGUCCGCCCUGGAGGACCCCACGGACCUGGAGAUCGUCGUGGUGGAUCAGAACGACAACCGGCCCGUUUUCCUGCAGGAGGUGUUCCUGGGCCAUGUGCUGGAGGGGGCGGUCCCAGGCACCUUGGUGACCAGAGCGGAGGCCACUGACGCAGACGACCCUGAGACGGACAACGCGGCGCUGCGGUUCUCCAUCCUGCAGCAGGGCGGCGCCGCGUUCUUCAGCAUCCACGAGCACACGGGGGAGAUCCGCACGGUGCAAGUGGGGCUGGACCGUGAGGUGGUUGCCGUGUACAACCUGACCCUGCAGGUGGCAGACAUGUCUGGAGAAGGCCUCACUGCCACCGCCUCGGCCGUCAUCUUCCUGGACGACGUCAACGACAAUGCCCCGGAGUUCACCAAGGAGGAGUUCUUCAUGGAGGCCACCGAGGCCACGAGCGGCAUGGAUGUGGGGCGGCUCCAGGUGGAAGACAGAGACCUGCCUGGCUCCCCCAACUGGAUGGCCAGGUUCACCAUCCUGGAAGGCGACCCCGACCGGCAGUUCGCAAUCCGCACGGACCCCAAGACCAAUGAGGGCGUGUUGUCGGUGGCGAAGCCCCUGGACUUCGAGAGCCGCGAGCGUUACGAGCUUACGGUGUCUGUGCAGAACGAGGUCCCCCUGCAGGCAGCGGCUCCCCGGGCCCAGCGGGGCCAGGCCAGGGUCAGCGUGUGGGUGCAGGAUGCCAACGAGGCCCCGGUGUUCCCCGAGAACCCCCUGCGGACCAGCCUGGCUGAGGGGGCCCCAGCAGGAACCCUUGUGACCACCUUCUCUGCCCAAGACCCGGACACACAACAGCUGCAGAGAGUCAGCUACUCUAAGGACUAUGACCCCGAGGACUGGCUGCGUGUGGACGGAGCCACGGGCCGAGUCCAGACGCAGCGGGUGCUGAGCCCAGCCUCGCCCUUCCUCAAGGACGGCUGGUACAGAGCCAUCGUCCUGGCCGUGGAUGACGCUCUGCCUCCCGGCACGGCCACGGGAACCCUGUCCAUCGAGAUCCUGGAGGUGAACGACCACGCGCCCGCGCUGGCCUCUCUGCUGGCCAGCAGCGUGUGCAGCGUGCCAGAUCGGGGCCCGGGCCUGCUCUUGGGCGCCACUGAUGAGGACCUCCCCCCGCACGGGGCCCCCUUCCACUUCCAGCUGAGCCCCAGGGUCCCGGAGCUCGGCCAGAACUGGAGCCUCAGCCAGAUCAAUGCGAGCCACGCACGUCUGCGACCCCGGCACUCCAUCGCGGAGGGUCCCUACCGCCUCCACCUGCUGCUCCGGGACUCCGGGCAGCCGCCCCAGCAACGGGAGCAGCCGCUCAACGUGACCGUGUGCCGCUGCGGGCCCGACGGCGCCUGCCUGCCCGGAGCCGCUGCCUUGCGGGCUGGGGGCGCGGGCAUCAGCCUGGAAGCUCUGGUCAUUGUGCUGGCCAGCACCCUCCUGAUGCUCAUGCUGGUUCUACUUGCUGCACUCCGUGCCCGGUUCCAGCAUCCAUCCCAGGACAAGGGUCUGCUGCCUGGACCACAGGAUGACCUUCGGGACAACAUCCUCAACUAUGACGAGCAGGGGGGCGGGGAGGAGGACCAGGACGCCUAUGACAUAAACCAGCUGCGCCACCCAGCAGAGCUGACGGCCCUGAACCUGCCCCUGGGCGGGCCCCUGCUCCGCCGGGAUGCCCCGCUCAGCCACAGGCGCCUCCAGCCUCACCGCGCACUGCCUCACAGCCCUGCGGACAUGGCCAGCUUUAUCAGCGAUGGCCUGCAGGCUGCAGACAACGACCCCAGCGUGCCGCCCUACGACACGGCGUUAAUCUACGACUACGAGGGUGGCGGCUCCGCAGCGGGAACGCUGAGCUCCAUCCUGUCCAGUGCGGGCGAUGAAGACCAGGACUACAACUACCUCCGGGACUGGGGCCCCCGCUUCGCCAGGCUGGCAGACAUGUAUGGGCCCCCGUGAGGUCGGCACCCGCUGCCAAGCCCGCCGCCUGGGUGUGUGGGCCUGGAGGAAGGGCUCCUCAGAGACAGGCCUCAGGGCAAGCUGGCCAGGAGGACCCAGCUGACGCCAGUUCUGGCCCAGGGCAGAGAUGACCUCCGUGGGCCCCCCUGCUCUGGGCCUCUGAGCCCUGGAACAUGAGUGGCUAGCCAGGGAGGUGCCCUCCGUGGUCACUAGUGGCUGUUCCUCUGUAUGAAAGCUAGCCCCUUGAGGGUGAGUCAGAAUUAAAAA